This is a messenger RNA of Rhododendron vialii, 1538 nucleotides long. RefSeq lists its product as uncharacterized. Bases 210 to 1310 code for a protein of 366 amino acids. The record is from RefSeq and is a predicted model, not a curated record. The transcript is spliced from 8 exons. NCBI's taxonomy places the organism in Eukaryota, Viridiplantae, Streptophyta, Magnoliopsida, Ericales, Ericaceae. Gene Ontology annotation, cellular component: membrane.
CUGUACUAGUGUAUAACAAUCAAAACAAUAUAAGUAGUCCUACCGACUCACUCCUACGUAACAGUAAUACCCAUCCACUUAUAGGAUCAUUGCAAAAAAGUUAUCCCCAUUUUGCUCCUCCUCAUCCUCCUCAUCACCUGGGACUUGAUCGAUUCUCACUUGGAGAGAGAGAGAGAGAGAGAGAGAGAGAAAGAAAAGGGUGCUUUGAAAUGGGACUGGUCGUGUACUGGUACGAUUUCGUGUGUUUUGGGAUAGUGGGUGUCUCAUUUGUUGGCGCCCUCUACGUGAUAUGGAGGAUGGAAGGUGCCGGAAAACAUUGCAAAAAUGAGAGAAGUAUGUACGAGAGCCUUCUUCCGCUGUCUUCUCCCAGAGAUAUUGAUGCCAAUGGGAGUAGUACUACAGCAGGGAGAGGGGGUUUAAUCACCACCACCACCACUACCCCAAACCCAAAGGGUCAUGUCAGCUCCACCCAACUCUGGACCAGUUGUUGGCGAGGCCUCCACCCUGCAUACCUUUUGGGGCUGCGUUUCGGCUCCUUUCUCAUCACCUCUGGUUUCCUAGCCUGGGAUAUCAUCGUUGAUGGCCCAUCCGUUUUGGUUUAUUACACCGAGUGGACCUUUACUUUGGUUAUUAUCUAUUUCGGCAUCGGGACAAUUGUAUCUGCACAAGGAUGCAUGGUGUACUACUCAAAGAAUCCUCCUACUGAUAUUAACGGGGAAAGUGGAGAGUUCAUAACAAGGGAUGUUGAAGAGGGUAGUAUAUCAACAAGUGCCGCGAUUACUUCCAGGGAAAAAGAAACUAGGGGAACCUAUAUCAAGUGGCCAAGCCACCAUAACCAAGAGGCAAUCCAGGAAAGAGCCGGUUUUUGGGGAUACCUUAUGCAAACUUCAUAUCAGACUUGUGCAGGUGCUGUUAUCGUUACGGACCUUGUGUUUUGGUGUAUUAUUCUCCCAUUUCUACCAAAUGUGCAUCUUAAACUGAACCUGUUGAUGGGGUGCAUGCACACGCUAAAUGCUGUUUUUCUUCUUCUUGAUACCGCUGUUAAUGACCUUCCAUUUCCCUGGUUUCGAUUAGCAUAUUUUGUGCUGUGGAGCUGCUGCUAUGUUAUUUUCCAGUGGGUCAUUCAUGCCUGUGGUUAUUCAUUAUGGCCGUACCCUUUCCUGGAGCUUUCGACGCCAUGGGCACCUUUGUGGUACUUGUGCCUGGCUGUGGUUCACAUCCCCUGCUAUGGCCUAUACUCGUUGCUUAUAAGAGCCAAAAACUCAUUUUUUUCUCGAUUCUUCCCCCAAGCAUUUGUGAAGACGUUCUAGUCUCUCUUCUGAUCUAUUAUUAUUAUUUUUUGUUUUCCUCCCAACUAGUAUUAUAUUCCGUUGGAAUGAGGCUUUGUCUGUUUGUAAAGUAAAAGCGAACCUUGUACCCAAAAGCACUACCAUCUCUCCACCCAGAAUAAACGUUUUUAGCACGUCCUGCAAUUUGUUAUGCUGAAAGAGUAGGAUUGCUCCUACAAGGUGUGUGAAAUAAUCUCCAAUUCCUCCUUA